AGUUAAAUGUAAGGGAAUCCGACGUAAGAGUGUGUGAUGAAUCGUCAUGUAAAUACGGAGGAGUGUGCAAGGAAGAGGGUGACGGCUUGAAAUGUGCGUGUCAGUUCCAGUGUCACACAAACUAUAUUCCUGUUUGUGGAUCAAAUGGAGACACUUACCAAAAUGAAUGCUUCCUCAGGAGAGCUGCUUGCAAGCAUCAGAAAGAGAUAACAGUGGUAUCAAGAGGACCUUGUUAUUCUGAUAAUGGCUCGGGAUCAGGAGAAGGAGAGUAUGAAGGAUCUGGGACAGAAGUUCAGAGAAAACACUCAAAAUGUGGAGUGUGCAAAUAUAGGGCUGAGUGUGAUGAAGAUGCAGAAAAUGUUGGGUGUGUAUGUAAUAUAGACUGCAGUGGAUACAGUUUUAAUCCCGUAUGUGCUUCUGAUGGAAGUUCCUAUAACAAUCCAUGCUUUGUUAGAGAAGCAUCGUGUCUGAGGCAAGAGCAGAUCGACAUCAGGCAUCUUGGACACUGCUCAGAAACAGAUGACACAAACGCAGUUGGAAAGAAAGACGAUGGCAUGCAGUAUCGGCCAGAAGUGAAAGACGCCAGUGAUCAAAGAGAAGACAUUUACAUUGGAAACCACAUACCUUGCUCAGAAAGCUUCAAUGGCUACUGUAUACAUGGAAAAUGUGAAUUCAUUUAUUCCACUCAGAAGGCUUCCUGCCGGUGUGAAUCAGGAUAUACUGGACAGCACUGUGAAAAGACAGACUUUAGUAUUCUUUAUGUUGUCCCAAGUAGACAAAAGCUUACGCAUGUCCUUAUUGCAGCAAUAAUUGGAGCUGUACAGAUUGCCAUUAUAGUUGCAAUUGUCAUGUGCAUAACAAGAAAAUGCCCCAAAAACAAUAGAGGACGUCGGCAGAAGCAAAACCUAGGCCAUUUUACUUCAGAUACGUCAUCCAGAAUGGUUUAACUUAGUGAUUUUUAUACCUACAUUGACCAUGUGGUGUACAUUUUUAUUAUAUCUUUUUUUAAAAAAUGGAAAUAUUUAUUUCAGAGGCCUUAUUUUUGAACAUUUUUAGUGUAACAAUGUUGGUCUGUAUUCUGAAAGCAUCAGCUCUAACAGCUAUGGACUGUUUUAGUACCUUUACUUUUACGUUUUUGAAUACAGUAGUUCAUUUUCUGUAUCUGUAUCACAUGGUUAUAUAAUAGACUUGUGCUUUAUCCAUGGAAUGUAAUAUUUUUGGGAACACAGAUUUAUUCCACCAAUGGUUGUAGAUUUAAAAAAAAAACAACAAACCAACAAAAAAGCCCACAUUACCUAGCAAACAAGGCAUGAACUAAAGGUAAAAAUGUUUACAGCUUACUUUUCUUAUGAGAAACUAGAAAACACUGUGUUUAAAUACCGUAGAUAUUUAAAUGUUUUUGGAAGUUAGUAACUGAUUUUUUAGACACUGCCUAUCGCAUGAACUGUGAAGCUGUGUGCUGUGUGUAGUUGUAACAUAUUUAUAAAACGUGUGGGCUGGGUCUAAGCACUGCCAUCUUCAUAAAUAAUUCCAACAAUUUAUUUUUAAAGAGGAAAAUUAUAAAUUUCGUAAUUUGGGAAGUUACCUGGUAGAGCAGAUGGCACAGGUCCAAAAGAAGUAGAUCUUAGUAGAUUUAGGUAUUGUAAAAAUUGGUGUUGAAAAAUUGAACACAAAUAAUUGGAAUAAAGCCUACUUUAUCACUGUUAAAGCUGUUUUAAUACUUCUUAAACUUUUUUAAAGAAAAUACAUGUUUUAACACCUACAAUACAGAUUGUAUAGUGUUUGUGAUUAAAAUAAAAACAAAUAAUAAAAGUGAAUGAAUUACUAGUGCUCUUGUAUAGAGUAUUUUCAAGAGCUAAGGAAGUCCAUCCAAAUUAGUCUGCUGGUCAUAGUUAUAUUAAUAGACUGUUAGUUGUCGUUUGAAAGAUCCCAAGAUAAAGUGUGAAUAGGGUGUGUUCAGCUGUUUUAACAUGUAGUUUAGGCUUUCAAAAUUUUGCAUGUAGGAUUUAAUAAUUUGUUCAAUAAAAAAAAAUGCUUUCAACAUUUUGAACUGGAAAAGCAUGUCACAAUACAACGUUUUCACUAUA
Messenger RNA from Fulmarus glacialis (Northern fulmar), 2087 nucleotides. RefSeq names its product transmembrane protein with EGF-like and two follistatin-like domains 1 (gene TMEFF1). Gene Ontology annotation, molecular function: protein binding. The record is from RefSeq and is a predicted model, not a curated record. The transcript has 9 exons. The annotation marks the transcript as partial. NCBI's taxonomy places the organism in Eukaryota, Metazoa, Chordata, Aves, Procellariiformes, Procellariidae.